Molecule: messenger RNA, 4040 nt
Organism: Zootermopsis nevadensis
Lineage: Eukaryota; Metazoa; Arthropoda; Insecta; Blattodea; Termopsidae
Gene: Ugt50B3
Product: UDP-glycosyltransferase family 50 member B3
Molecular function (GO): UDP-glycosyltransferase activity
Source: RefSeq, a predicted model, not a curated record
UCAGUGCGUGUUCCGUGGCUUCGAAUUGCGUAGAAGUGUUUCUGUGAGUUCCGACGCGUUUUUGCAGCGAGUGGUGCCGACCUAAUUCCGGCCGGUUUGUGCUUAUUCGCCGAUUACUGUUUUUUAUGUCUGAGGACGUGCUGUUGAGCUCGCAUUUAUGUCCUCAUUCGCGUCCUGUCUGUCUGCGCAUUGUACACGCCUUGAUACUGAGCGAGAGGAUGAUGGGGUUUGGGGAUUUUGUAAAUCGGCUCUCAGGGUAGCUCAGAGGUAGGGUUGAGGUACUCGUCGAAGGUCGUGAUCAACGGCCAGGUAAUGACGUUGUAGGUUGUACUUUAAAUGAGAGACAUCUCUAACGGCGAACGCACUUUUGAUUUUAAGGAUAGAGUCCGGCGGCGGGGCUUUUGUGAACACGGUGACGAACCUUCGGGUUCCUUAAAGGAAGUGGGCUAUUAUUUGACAAGCCGAGUAUACAGUCGACUUUUUAAAGAAUUUCCUGCGCCGUAGAGUGAGUGAGUUUCCUGUAUUCUGUGUAGGUCGUGCGCCCUUGACCCGCCUUCUGUUUCCCACGGUCAUGGCCAGUCCAACGGAUGAUCAAUCUGGUUUUCUUCAAAAUCCCCACAUUUUGGUUCCUCACAGUCAUUCUCAACAACCAUCAAAUUGGCCAUAAGCAGAAAUAAAGCGAGAGCUGCUACAUUAGCGACUGUCAGCUUCUCAAGGAAGAUUUGGUUUAGUAUUGCUUUAACCCUUGGGGCCCUACGUCGGACUGAGUCCGCCGCGUAUUUAGCGAAUUUUUAUACGUGAUCUGGAGUCAAACUGAGGCUGUCAUCACAUCAUCCAAGCCUUCUUCUUUGCACCUUUUCUAUCCUAGACUUCGUGUGCCUCACAAUAGUGAAAGGAGGAAGGAGGAACUUAUUCUGACGUGUCGAAGGAAGCCAAUGUUUUGCCGUACAUCAUAAAGCGAAGGAAUACCAUCGGGUGUGUGGCUGUCGUAUUUACUUAGAAUAUUAAUAUUUUAUGUCUGAUAAGAUUAUAAAACAAAUAUCCCAUCUUCCUAGUAGGAAAUUAUGUUUUUAAAUUAUUUUUGACGCAUAGAGCAAUCCACCACUGACAUACACACAUCCAAUCGUCGUCUUAUCAAGCAUUCUUUAUGUGUAGUGACUUUAUCGUUUACACUUCGUGUUGUGUUUCACUUUCCUUGUUUUGAACCGGAACGACAGGACGCAGAAAGGCACCAGUUAUUACGCAUCUCACUGGCGACAGUGGUACAGUCCGUGAAAAAUAUUUCACACGGUCAGUUUUCAAACAAGAGGAACUGUGAUCCUCUCAGAACAUAUUUUCACCAUAUUCAGCAAAGCUUCUUCCGCUUUAUGCAAGUUAUAAAACAAAAUCAAACCAGUUCAUAAUAGAACUUGAAUUUAUAUAGCUUAGUGGUAUUUAAAAGGGACCGCAUUGGGUUAAAAUGAUUUCCCGCCAUCGGUGAACAGUUUUGAAGGGGAUUUGGGCGCCAAGGCUGUUCUUAUAUGGGCAGAUAAUCUGAGCGAAAGUCAUACAAUCUGAACGCCGAAUAUGAAGACAGUUUCUAAAACGUCCUCAUUAGACUUUUUUUAGAAGUAGGUUGUGAAAAUAAUAUGUCCAUCAGGCAGUCAGGAGGUUGUAACGAAACGUCUUGAAUGGUCGCACUUUCUUCAUAAUGACACGGCGGUCGCUCUCUCUCUCUCUCUUUCUUUCCCUCAUAUCUCGGCCCGCCCACGUUUGUUUUUUAUUUUCUUUGAAACGUCUCAUCGCCUGCUCCCACCCCGUGGGAGAAAUUGCUCUCACCGAGCAGACAGCAACCUCAUUGCUCCAGCACAAGGGCAAGGCGAGUGUUUCGACGGCGAUCCAUAGCGGAUUUGGCGGUUGGACAUCGAACGGUAAACAUCGAGAAAUGCAUCCGUUUCGGUGGGUCUACGCGGUGAGUGCAGUCCUCGUCUGGUGUCGCUGUGGAGGUGGGUCCCGUGUGCUCAUGGUUACGAUGGGGGGCACCAAAAGCCACAAGAUCCCCUUCCUGGAACUUGCACGUGGACUGAUAUCACGCGGCCACAACGUAACUUUUCUAAACGCGUUUCCUCCGGACGCUGAGGAAGCAGGACUAGAGGAGAUCACUCCUCUAAACUUCGUGUUUUAUGUUCGGAACUACACGAACUGGGACCUGCUGGGAGUUCGGAUGAGUGGCAGAGAAGCUGUGCCUCCUGCUGACGUGCUCCGCUACGCCUAUCACUCAUGCGACACCGUGCUGUCGGACCCUGAAACACGCCAACUCAUGAACUCUGGGCGCUCCUUUGACCUCGCCAUACUGGACGGUGCUUACCCUGAGUGCGCACUUGGUCUCGCCUUUCAUUUCCGUGCUCCAUUCAUGUACCUCAACAGUGUGGCAUUUUACAUGGGGUCGGUGUCAUAUGGGGGCAGUCCCGCGCCCUUUUCGGUGACACCAUUCUUUGCCAGGCCGUUCACUGACGACAUGGGAUUCAUCGACCGAGUCCGGAACACCGUGUACCUGACAGGAACAGAGAUAGUGCAUUCAGUGUUCAUAAGCUGGUAUUUGGAGGCCAUGAUGAAGAAUUACUUCGGCGCGUCAAUGCCACGUGUUUUUGACAUGGCGAAGAAUGUUAGCUUUAUCCUUCAGAACGGACACGCUACAGUCACGUACCCGAGACCAUACCUGCCGAACGUCGCAGAAAUAGCUUGCAUUCACUGUAGACCAACGAAACCCCUGCCGAAGGAGCUGGAGCAGUUUGUGUCAGGGUCUGAGAUGGGCUUCAUCUACGUCAGCAUGGGUUCAUCCGUCCUGACUGCAAAGAUGCCUGAGGUGCUCCGAAUGACAUUUCUCAGAGCCUUCGCCCUGCUGCCCUACCGUGUGAUCUGGAAGUGGGAGACCCCUGAGAACAGCGUCCUUGACCUGCCCAGCAACGUGCUUCUGAGUCGGUGGUUGCCGCAGCAGGACAUAUUGGGUCACAAUAAGAUCCGAGCUUUUGUGACCCACGGGGGCUUGCUGAGCAUGUUUGAGACCGUAUACCACGGGGUGCCAGUUGUGACGAUGCCAGUGUUCUGUGACCACGAUGCCAAUUCAGCCAAGGCGGUCCUGGACGGUUAUGCCCUGAUGCUGCAGCUUGAGGACCUUACUACAGAGAAGUUGGUGUGGGCCAUCAAUGAGGUCAUUCAUGAUCCAAAGUACCGAGAGGGUGUGAGAAAGCGCUCAAGAUUACUGAGGGAUCAACCAGAACAUCCACUGAAUCGUGCCAUCUACUGGACAGAAUAUGUACUAAGGCACAAAGGUGCCUACCAUCUACAAUCUCCAGCCAAAGAGCACAGCGUAUUGCAGUAUUAUCUGAUUGACGUCAUUAUCUUCUGCUUCAUAGCGGGUUACAUCUGCGUGAAAUUGUUCAUUAAACUGAACAGUGUCGCCAUUAGACUACUCAUACGCUUUGUUCCUAAUCCGCAGUCUUUGCCCGAGGAGGAACUGACAAGACGGAAAACGAAAUUGAAAUCAGAAGGCAGCGGAGUCUCCGGCAAUGCAGGGGUGGACUUUAGGAAUGGUCUUGUUGCAUCAAAUGGUGAUUGUGUUGCCAUGAGUGCAAACGGCAUGAAAAUGGUAAAUGCAGUGCGCACAGCAACUUCACCUCUGAAGCUGAUUCAAGGUCAGGCCAAAACUUUAAAGUUACAUUGACCCUGGAGACCAAAUUUCUUGAUUUAUUUAAUGGUAAGAACUCUGAAUAUAAAUGUGGUUAAAGACUGUACUUCUGCUACGUGUUAUAUAUCAUGCAUCUUCUCUUUUGUAAGCAGUGGAUGGGAAUUGUUGUCAUUGGUACCAAAUAAAGAAAUAAACUCUUGAUAUUCAAAGUUACAAAUCUCAUACCAAUUUUCCUUUGCUUAUCCACUGAAGUCUGAGGCAGGGUGACCAAAUUCUAAAGACUAAAAAAUGGGAACCCAACAAUUCAUAUGUAUAUAUUUAAUCAUUCUUGUUCUCACACAUUACAUACUAAAUAUAAAUAUUAUUUCAACCA